UUCUAUGCUAGAUAGUGAGCAGUGUAAUAUAGUGACACCUAAAGUUAAAAACUUUGGGAUACGGAUUCAAGAUUCAGAUCCUUGCUUUAAAUGUAAAAUGGACAGCUCGACGAUAACUCAAGAUGAAUCAUACAUAUAUACAGAAAUUAAUGAUACUGCCGAAUUAGAAGUUAUUGAUAAAGCUAAAACUGAUGAUUUUGAAUUUCCUCCCAUCGAAGGUUUGUCGAAAAGUUCAGAAAUCGCCAUACAAUCUCUACAUAGAAACGAUGUAGUUACAACGCUUGUGCCCAAAGUGGUUAUGGCUACAGGAAAUGUAUCACCUACAAAAUGCUUAACUCCAAGAUUGAGCUAUGGAGCUGUUCACGUACAUAGCUACCGGGAGAAGCAGGGAGUGCAUGAUGUUGUUUAUCAAGGAGAAUGGCAAAGAUAUAGACCUAAUACCAGAGGUGAACCUUUGAAAAGUCCGAUUAGUAAAGAAACAAAACUGACAGUCGACCGUAAGAAAAGAUCUCCAAAGGAGAAAAUUAUUGGAAAAGAUGCCAGAAAAGAAGUUGAAAAGCAGAAUUAUAAAAGACCUGUUCAAAUGCGGAAAGCCUUGGAAUCUAAAACGAAGUCAUUGGUUCGAGAAGAGAAUACGAUAGUUUCCAGCAAAGUACCGAAGAUACGAGCAUAUAAAGGAAGUAAAAAGAUAAGAAAAGUUGCAUCGAAAGUGACUGUGAGUUCGAUUUCGUCAAAAAAUUCCAAAGGAACAUAUGUUGUUAAAAAAACUGAUGUCACAAAUAUAAAGCCUGAUGGACAAUAUGGAAAAGCAUCUACUAUUUUACGAAGGAAUUACAUACCGUUGUACUUGAGACAGCGAAUGAAAAUGGAGAAGAGUCUCUCGAAUGUAAAUAACAAAUCUAUUAACGAUCCAAUAGAGACGAUAGGCAUAUUUCAAAUUCACAAACAAAAUCUUAAAUCGUUAGCAAACGAAAAUAAUCAUUUUAAUUUUAAUAAAGAGCGGCGUGAAAGAUACAAUUUCCUAGUUUAUCGUAAUGAGAAUGAAAAGAAAGAUAAGUCUCUACUAUCAAAAGUUGCAACCAAGGCAAGUUGGCAGAGUAAGGAGAGGGCGAAUAGAUCUUUUAGUCCUCAAUCACAAAAUAGCUCGACAUGUUCCUCGCCUAAUAGCAUAGCUACUAUACGCGUAGCAUUCAAUAAAAAGAGUUGUCAACGAGUUCGACAGAGUGCUUCACCACCUUUAACGUCUAAAAGCUUAGACCCUAAAAAAUCCCAAUCACCUGCAUCAACAAAAACCUCAAUCAUGAGAACAAUUGGGAGGAAAACAAAGCUAUCUGAAAACAAAGAAAACAUCCCUCAUCAAAAUGAAAAUAUCAAUAAAAACAAAGACAAAAGAGUGUUCGUGAGAGAUUCAAAAAAUGUAUACAUUUCUCAAUUGAAAGUGGAAAGUACAUCCAAACAAGUGGACCGAAAGAGUAGUGUGAAACAAAAAAAAUCACUCAAAUUAAAUACCACUAGUCUAGAUAAUGCAACAGAAAAACAAACAUCUGAUUUAAAUGUAGAGUCUGAGACAAAAGCGCAAAAUUCAAAAAACUUAGUCGAUAAUGAAAACGUUUGUGAGAUUAUUUCUAAUUUAACAUCCAUUGUAGAGCCAUCAAUCAAAGUUCAUAUAUCUGAACCGACAACACCAGAGAAAAGAAUCAAUAGGCAAGGCCUAGUAACUAACUGGAUUGAUAGUUCGAAUAUAGUUCUUACGGCUACUGCCGAUAACGUUGCAAUUGGAAUAAGGCAGUUAAUAGAAAGGACGCUUGAUUUUAUCGAUGAUUCUGUUGAUGGCGACAUUGGAAUUGAUUCUGAAACGGUGGUACUAAACCAAGAGAAUCACAAUUUAAGCGGUGACGAAAUUCUAUCGCAGACAAGUUUCACAUCAGCCAUAGACGAUGAGAGAUUUUAUUCUGGUUUAGAGAACGAAGCCAAUAAUGCACCGACGUGUUCAUUUAGUUCAGCUUUAGACGAUGAGUUUUUGAGUUUAGGUAGCAUGGGACUCGAAAUCAAUGAAUUUGAUUUGUUAUCAUUCAAAUCUAUGCCGUCUCAUUCUGAUUACGUCACAGUAAGUGAUGUGGCUUCGAGAAUUGAUUCUAUGCGGGAACUAUUUGAACGUAAAGAUACACAAGUACCUCAAAAAGCGGCAGGUACGUUAGCUAUUCAAGCGUUCAGCGGAUUUUCUUUGAACUCUGAGCCGUUUGUGGGCGACCAACCGGAUCGUGUAAAUUUGAUUGAUUCAGAAACCGGUAGCUUGGCUGUGGAGAUAACCAGACAAGCUACUUCCGAAGAAAUGUUCGUGUCCGGAAGAUCCUCGGAAAGCUAUGAAUCGUGUGUGUUAGACGAAGAUGCGGUCGUACCAGAUUGGCUGUUCAGAAUUAUAAGCCAGCAACAAGAGAUGUCCGAGGAACCUGAAACCGGUGGUUUAAUUAUUCCCCUGCCAUACGAUGAGCCAAUGGCUCUCGCUGAACCGAUGUACGAUGUGAACAGUAACGUGGUGGAGCCUGUCGGAGCCGGUUCUGGUGCGGGCGACGGUCGCGGUAUACACAGUGACUAUUCACAAGACAGUUCUGGUAGAGGAACUUCGUUAAGCUCCAGCGACACUUCGUCUGGAGCGCGUAGUGAGACGAUCACAAUCGACCCAUCAUCGUUUGCAGUCCAACUGGAAGUUGUUGGUGAAGGUAUUGAUGUACCAGAUUUGAACCAAAUUAGAUCCGAACAAUCCCUCAACAUUGAAGGAGCAACUAACUCGCGACGAGUACGCGAAAGGCGUACUAUUGAUCAACCAGUUACAUCGAGCGAUGUUGAGGCCGAUGUUAGUUCAACUGACACUGACGUUCCGGAUUCCGAUAAUUAAUUGUUUCCGUUUUAAAUAUUUAUA
Bombyx mandarina (wild silkworm) is the source of this 2920-nucleotide messenger RNA. RefSeq names its product Hen1 methyltransferase (gene Hen1). Gene Ontology annotation, biological process: piRNA processing; siRNA processing; RNA methylation. Gene Ontology annotation, cellular component: nucleus; cytoplasm. Lineage: Eukaryota; Metazoa; Arthropoda; Insecta; Lepidoptera; Bombycidae. The record is from RefSeq and is a predicted model, not a curated record. Gene Ontology annotation, molecular function: RNA methyltransferase activity; O-methyltransferase activity.